GGUGCGCGCUGCAUUGUGGGUCAGUGGUAGCCGGGAUGGUGGGGGAGGUGGAAGAGGCCGAGUUUCCCGAGCAGUUCCGCUCCUACUCGGAGAACGAGAGGCACUGGCAGGCCCGCCGCGAGUUCAUCCUGCGGAACCUGCCCCCGGACUGGGCGGGGGAAGCGCCAUGGCCCGCUGGCCGCAUCGACCAUCUGCUCUCGCUCUCCAUGGUGUGGGCCAACCACCUCUUCCUGGGCUGCAGUUACAGCAAAGACCUUUUAGACAAGGUAAUAGAAAUGGCUGAGGGGAUUGAAGUUGAAGAUGUACCACAGUUUACUACGCGUGAUGAAAUAAUGAAAAAGCAUCAACAUUAAUACGUGCGAAGAAGAGGUCUCAAAUUUUUGUCAUAAUACAAGAUCAGUUUAUGUGGAGGACCCAGUGUUAAUUGAACAUACUGUUUCUAAAAGGACUCCCUAUGCUGUACCCUAGGGAAAAGAUUUUAAAAAAAACUUUGUGCCAUUAUGAUGAUGGAUAUCCACUUCCAAAGCUUUUUAAAAUGACAGAAUCAGAUUUUUUAAACAAUUUUACAACUCAUUGAUUCAUAGAGCAAAGAAAAAGAUAUGAUGGACUGUAUUUUCCCCUUUCACAUGAAGACAGGGAAGAGCAAUAACUCCUAGAAAAGGGAGGGGUGGGGGGCUGGGGAGCUGCAGCAUCCCCUCUUGUUUGAGUACAAUUUAGGAUGAGAGGCCAUGGGGAAUACUUGCCUCAAAGCACACACCCACUUAGGAAAGCAGGGGCUUACACUUCACUCUCAGUUGAAAGUAAGGGGAUGUUAUAAGGCUGUUUUGACCAUUGACGAAUAUUGUUGUUACCCAGGUUUCAUUCUGUGUAACGGGAAAGGGAGGGCAUGGUGCACAAAGUGGUCAUUACUCUGCUCUUCCCCUUCUCCUAUAUGCAACUUAGAUGGGUCUGUGGUGAUGGCAAAUGUCCCAAUUAGCUGAUUUUCCGCUUUGCAUUCCUGCAUCACUCUUCCCCAGAGGUUCUCUCUACUGCAGGGAAACCCUAGGAGUCUAAAAGUAACACAGAAUAUUCUCUCUUUUAAAAGUCUUUAUUUUUAAGUUUUAUGCCACAUUUUUAAAGUCUUUAGAAGGCCUAAUAACUGUGUCCAUUCAGUCACUAGAAUGAAAAUUUCAAUCAUGAAAUCUGGAUAACUCUCUUUUGAUUUUUAGCAAUAAAACCAUGUUCCUUUCAUGUAAAG
This is a messenger RNA of Emys orbicularis (European pond turtle), 1237 nucleotides long. It is a transcript of the gene XTBD1, whose product is annotated as CDKN2A interacting protein N-terminal like. Lineage: Eukaryota; Metazoa; Chordata; Testudines; Emydidae. Bases 36 to 353 code for a protein of 105 amino acids. The record is from RefSeq and is a predicted model, not a curated record. The transcript has 3 exons.